AUAAACCCAAAGCCACUGUGUAUAUUUACAGCAAAUUUAUUUUCUAUUUUUUUAUGUGUGUAGUUUUUGUUGUCAGGUACGGACACGCUGCUCGGUCGCUAUGGUAACAGCGGCGCGCAACGCAGGAGGGCGGAUACAUUUUAAAGAAAAAUCUUGAGUGGCUCGUCUUCUCCGUAGACGAUCUUUGACUGUAGGUAGUCGGCAAAGUUGGCAGGCGUGAAUCACCGGGAGCGAGCAUUUCUUUGGAGCACCGGCCAGAGAGGCAGAGCCGAGCCCAGCUACCUUUGCUUGUCAAGUACCGAAGUAGUUCAGACGGCGGACAGACGACAGGAAAGUUCACGGGAAUUUACCUCCCCCAUUCCAACCGAAGCGGAGUGUUUUUCCUCUCCUCCUGAAGGACUGGAUCGCAGCAGAAGAGAGGCCUUGCCCAGGAAGUCAUGCUGGUAAAUAUCCUCCUGUAGCAGUGAGCUGCCUGGUGGACAGUCAGAGUCAUCAUGGCGGACCUGCCCAUUGCCCCGGGCGAGGUGUACAUCGAGGUGGAGUAUGACUACGAGUACAAGGCCAAGGACCGCCUCAUUACCAUCCGCCAGGGCGAAUGCUACAUGCUGGUUAAGAAAACCAACGAAGACUGGUGGCAGGUGAGGAAGGAGGAGGGGACCAAAGCCUUCUACGUUCCAGCGCAGUAUGUCCGAGAAGUUCGCAAAGCCCUCAUGCCGCCGCCUAAACCCAUCCAACACCCUGCCGCAACUGGAGGCAGCACACACCCACAGCCUGGAGGCACCCUCUGGGUGAAACCUAGCACUCUGGAGCUGGACCGCCCCAGCGAAAACCUCAACAGACACGAGUCAAGCUAUCGACGCUCGCCAACCUCGCCCUCCGCCUCCUCCGGACAGGCCAGCCCUCCCAGCCAUCGCAGGGAUGCCAACCACCACCACCACAUCCCCGGCAGCCCCAGCGACCACGACCGAGCGCUGGCCGAGAUCCUCGUCCACGGUGGCAGCCAGAAGAGUGGGUGUAACACGCUGCCCCGCACCCGUGCCCGAUCUCCGGAGCUGGUCAGGGCGCCCCUGGAUGUGGACAGCACCCAGCACUGUGACUCGGCCGGGGAGAGUUUGGAGAGACGCACCAACGACUCCGAGUCAGGAGAUGAGCUGAGCAGCAGCUCCACUGAACAUCUCCAGACGGUCUCUCCGUCGGGCCAGGGCCGCUCCGAGUCGCCCGUCUACACCAACCUCCAGGAGCUGAAGAUCUCCCAGUCCAACCUGCCCCCGCUGCCCUCGGGCUCCCCGCUUCACAUUCUGGGCGACUGGGAGACCUACAAGGACCAGAAUGGCAGGCACUACUACUUCAACCGCUCCAGCCAGGAGAGGACCUGGAAGCCGCCGCGCGCCCGGGACACCAGCAGCGGCAGCUCCCGUGGAGAGAGCCACAGCACCGGAGAGAGCUCCGAGACCACUCCCCUCUCGCUUUCGCCGUCCUUCUUCCCCUUCCUCUCGCUCUCCAUCGGCCGCUUCCAGCCUCUGUCGUCGGAGGACACCUGCCUCAGUACCUACUCUAGCCAAUCAGACAGCCAGUAUGGCUCGCCGCCGCGUGGUUGGUCGGAGGAGAUGGACGAGUACGGCCACACGCUGUACGUCAGCGACUAUACUAACGAGAAGUGGAUAAAGCAUGUUGACGACCACGGCAGGCCUUACUACUACAGCGCAGACGGCUCCAGGUCAGAAUGGGAGCUGCCCAAGUACAACCACUCCCCUCCGCAGACAUCUGGAGACGCUCCCAAGAGCCACAGUCUGGACAGAAAACACGUGGAGCCCAUCGUUCUGACCAAGUGGAGACACAGCACCUACGCUCUGGAGCCCAAUGACAAGGACGCUCCUCAGGGCCCCAAGCCCUCCUCUCCCGACUCUGACUCCUGCCCUUCGUCUCCCAAGCCCCCCGCCUCCCCCUCUGAAAAGUGCGGCGUUCUGAAUGUGACAAAGAUCACCGAGCAUGGCAAGAAAGUACGGAAGAACUGGACGUCUUCCUGGACCGUCCUCCAAGGAUCCUCCCUGCUGUUUGCCAAAGGCCAGGGAGGUGGGACCAGCUGGUUUGGAGGCGGCCAGUCGAAGCCUGAGUUCAGCGUGGAUCUGAGGGGAGGCUCGGUGGAGUGGGCGUCCAAGGACAAGUCCAGCAAGAAGCACGUCAUAGAGCUGAAGACUCGGCAGGGCACCGAGCUGCUGAUCCAGUCGGAGAACGACAGCCUGAUCAACGACUGGUACCGAGCGCUGCAGGACACCAUCAGCACACAUGCCUGGGAGUCUGAUGAAGCGAUAGAGGAGGACAUGCCUGAGUCGCCCGGCUUCGAGAAACAAGACAAGGAGAAGGAACACAGAGACUCCAAGAAGGGCAGAGCCAUGAAGAGCUCCACCAGCAUGGACGCCUCCGACAACAAGAAGACCCGACACAAGCUGAAGAAGUUCCUGACCCGCCGCCCGACGCUGCAGGCCGUCAGAGACAAGGGCUACAUCAAAGACCAGGUGUUUGGCUGCAGCCUGGCCAGUUUGUGCCACAGGGAGAACAGCACCGUGCCCAGCUUCGUCAGGAUGUGUAUCGAGCAUGUGGAGAACAACGGUCUGUGUGUGGACGGGCUCUACAGGGUCAGUGGAAACCUGGCUGUCAUACAGAAACUUCGCUUCGCCGUCAAUCACGAUGAGAAGGUGAACCUGGCGGACGGGAAGUGGGAGGACAUCCAUGUGACGACCGGAGCUCUAAAAAUGUACUUCAGAGAGCUGCCCGAGCCGCUCUUCACCUUCGCCCUCUUCCACGACUUUGUCAGCGGCAUCAAGAUUCCAGACAACAGGCAGCGAGUCCAGACCAUCAAAGAGCUGGUCAAGCAGCUGCCCAAGCCGAACCACGACACCAUGCAGGUCCUCUUCAAGCACCUGAGGAAGGUGAUCGACUACGGCGAGGAGAACCGCAUGACCACCCAGAGCGUGGCCAUCGUGUUCGGCCCCACCCUGCUGCGGCCCGAGACGGAGACCUGGAAUAUGGCGGUCCACAUGGUCUACCAGAACCAGAUCGUGGAGCUCAUACUGCUGGAGUACGAGAGCAUCUUCGGCAGGUAGACGGAGACACCGCAGGACGAGCCAUUUAUGUUGUUUUUUUUUACCCUCUCCCAACGCAGAGCUCUUCCUAACCCAGCAUGGCCCUGCCCGAAUCAGCCUGGCCUCGGCCCGGCCCGGUGCAGCUUCUCUUUCAUCUCCACCCGACUUGCGGUCACUGGCUUCUCCAAUCUCGCAAAACCUCCAGACCAAAGCAGACGAACCAAAAGGUAGACGUAUCAGUGACCAAAAAGUUUAGACUCUUUGCACUUGUCCUUUCUCCGCGACUGCAUUCGUGACACUUUACUGCACAGGCGAUGUCCCCUCCUGUCCUUACACUGGAUUCCUCCGGGCAGAACAAGCCUCUAAGUACUGGACCGAGACCAAAGGAGCUACUGGGAGAUUUCUACCGGGAGAACGAACUGGAUCAAAUGAGCUGGUUUUAACUUGAGCCUCAGUAUUGGAGAAGGUAGAGUUUAAUGAUGCUGGCUGCACCGUGUGUAUACUGUACCGUGUCACCACGUCACCUGUAGAGACAGAGGACCCUCCUGUGUGUAAAACCUGCUUCGUCUGCUCUGCUGAACCUGCAGAAGAGGCCUGACUGCUGUCGCUUUCCCGAUCUGCGGUUCACAGAGCGAACGCUGUAAAUAAAGCCUCUCAGCCUCGUGAUGUUUAGACCUUAAAGAAAGAGGUGGAACAGACAGAAAUCUCUUAUCCAGGAACUAAACCUUGUCGAAGAGCAUCAUGUUUCCCUCUUUUUCUACUCAUCUUAUUCCCUCUCUCUCUCUCCUCUGCUUCCUCUCCUCUUAUUAAAAGACUCUCUACAGCUCUCAGACUCUUCUCUCUCUCUCUCUCUCUCUCUCCUCCUGAAAGACUGAAAGCAGCCCGGGGUCCUCUGCACACAUCCGAGGUUUUAGCGCUACUCUCCGUAUCACAUCUGUAUUCGGUGCACCGCCUCAUCCAUCUGGCUUUUAGAACAAAUCAUCAGGCAGCGGUCACGACAUCAACUUGAAAAGCAGCGGUACUUAGCCGUGUGUUUCCGUGGUUAGUGGAUAGUAAAUAACAAGGCAGAACAGACUUUGAAAAUGUACGUUCUCUUGAUAAAUUUGUACAGAAUUGAUGUGUGUUUUGGGAGUGGAUGGGGUGUGGAUGGAUGGAUGGAUGGAUGGAUGGAUGAAUGGAUAAAACGUCAGUAUAUUGUAUAAAUAGUAAAUAUGAGUAUGUAUGCCUGGAGUGUUAAAAAUACGGGGAGCAAUCACUAAUGUAUGAUGAUUCUGUAACCAACAGAUUGAAUAAAGUUGUGAACUGGGGGUUUGGAGCUUUACCUUGAGUGAAUGUCACUUUCCAAAGUAAAAGUACCUGCUGUUGGCUUCGUCAAACUGGAAUAAAGACCUCCAAUGAGAGAUUCCAAAGAAA
Messenger RNA from Myripristis murdjan (pinecone soldierfish), 4496 nucleotides. RefSeq names its product rho GTPase-activating protein 12-like. The transcript is spliced from 18 exons. Gene Ontology annotation, molecular function: protein binding. Gene Ontology annotation, cellular component: cytoplasm. Bases 495 to 3104 code for a protein of 869 amino acids. Gene Ontology annotation, biological process: signal transduction; regulation of GTPase activity. The record is from RefSeq and is a predicted model, not a curated record. Lineage: Eukaryota; Metazoa; Chordata; Actinopteri; Holocentriformes; Holocentridae.